Nipponia nippon (crested ibis) is the source of this 1770-nucleotide messenger RNA. Lineage: Eukaryota; Metazoa; Chordata; Aves; Pelecaniformes; Threskiornithidae. The record is from RefSeq and is a predicted model, not a curated record.
AUGGUGAGGAGGGACAGUUGCCCUGUAUUUGAGAGAGAAGCAGGAUGCAUGGAGCUCUGCCACGAGGCAGCUGAGAGCUUAUGGGUCUGGGCUGGCCGGCAGACCGAUGUGGAUGACAUUGGUGUGGGUGUCUGCUACAGACUGCCUGACCAGGUGAUUGAGGAGAUGAAGAGGGGAGAUGCUCUGCAGGACCUGAUGUUUACAAACAAAGAAGAACUGGUUGGAAAUGUGAAGGUCAGGGGCAGCCCUGGCCACCUUGACCAUGAGAUGGAUCCUGACGUCCAAACGGACAGCAAGGACCUUUUGGCACCGGAUUCUGGAGAAGAUGGUGGAUGCUUUGCUGCUCCUCACCAGCUGCAGUCCUUAGGGGCUGGGCUGUCCCAUCCCCAGGAGAGGUGCUCCAGUCCCUUAACCAUCUUCGUGACCCUUCGCUGGACUCUCUCCAGUAUGCCCAUGUCUGUCUGGUACUGGGUAGCCCAGACCUGGACCCAGCACCCAGGAGUGGAGUGGGGGCUGAUUUUUCCUGAUGCUAACGGGGAGUACCAGUCGCCUAUUAACUUGAACUCGAGAGAAGCUAAAUAUGACCCCUCGCUCCUGGAAGUGCGUUUGUCGCCAAACUACGUGGUGUGUCGUGACUGUGAAGUGAUCAACGACGGGCAUUCAAUUCAGAUUGCCCUGAAGUCAAAAUCAGUGUUAAUAGGGGGGCCACUACCUCGAGGACAUGAGUUUGAACUACACGAUGUUCGAUUUCACUGGGGGAGAGAAAACCAGCGUGGUUCUGAACACACGGUUAAUUUUAAGGCCUUUCCCAUGGAGCUUCAUCUAAUGCACUGGAACUCCACACUGUACAGCAGCAUUGAUGAGGCAGUAGGGAAGAAGCACGGCAUAGCUAUUAUUGCUUUGUUUGUGCAGAUAGGAAAAGAGCAUGUAGGCCUAAAGGCUGUAACUGAAAUUCUCCAGGACAUCCAAUACAAGGGAAAGUCCAAAACAAUACCCUGUUUUAAUCCCAACUCUUUAUUGCCAGAUCCUCUACUGCGUGACUACUGGGUGUAUGAGGGCUCUCUAACCAUUCCACCCUGCAGUGAAGGUGUCACCUGGAUAUUAUUUCGCUAUCCUUUGACUGUGUCCCAAGUGCAGAUAGAGGAAUUUCGUAGACUGAGGACACACGUUAAAGGUGCAGAACUUCUAGAAGGCUGUGAUGGAAUCCUAGGAGAUAACUUCAGACCAACUCAGCCACUUAGCGACAGAGUCAUAAGGGCUGCAUUUCAGUAGCGGAAGAGGAAGAACAAAAAUAAAUCUUUAUUCAGAGAGGGGGAAGACAAUGCUCCCACAGUGCCCUCGGAUGAGAAAUGGAAACUUUUGAAGCUGCUGCUUCAGUUGAACCACAAAGCCCGUAUUGUUUGUCUUCAUCUAAUUCAGCCUUGAUAGACAGCUUUGACAGUUGGUCUGUCCGCAUGGUCCAGUGAAAUUCUGGGAAUGGGGCUGUACAUUAAAAGAAGAAAACACAUUAAAUCUUCCAGUUCACACUGUUAACUAUUUUUAAAUGGUAAUUACCAUUGCUUAGAUAAUUCCUUUGCCAUAGCAUUCAAUAGUGGUCUGUGAUCCAAAUAGUACUAAUUUUAAGCUUGGUAUGAAUGUUAAUAUGUAGAAAUACUCAUUAUUGUUUUGAAUGUUAGAUUUAAUUUUAUUCUGUAUCAUCUCUUGUGCUGUCAGUAAUCGUCUUUUCUGUAGAGGGGAGGUGCAUUCUAUAAAGCUAAGAAAAACAUUGUU